AUGAUCUCUCGUCAAACCUUCCGCGCCACUUUAACCCGGCGAUGCUUCGCUGCAACCUCCGGCGUCCGAAGCUACGCCAGCCAGACACCCGGCAAUCCCAUGCUGGAGAUCUUCAAUCGCAGGACGAAGCAUCAGCAGAAGGACAGGGCAGCCCGGAAUGUGGAAGAGAGCCGAAAGACAGAUUACUUGAAAGAUGAAGUUGCCCGACGGUUAUGCGAACGCUUGCUGGAUAUCAAGCGCGACUUUCCCAAUGUGCUCGAUCUGGGCGCGAAUAGCUGCAACAUCGCGCGGGCGUUGACGACACCAAAUCUUGACAUGGCGGCGCCCGAGGACACGCCAACGCCUCCGCUGUCAGAACGCAUUUCCAAACUGACCUGCGUGGAUACAUCGCACGCUCUGCUUCAUCGGGACGAGGAACUUCCAUUCAACAAGGCGAUCAACAUUCAUCGCGACGUCAUUCCGGACCUAGAGACACUCCCCUACGAACCCAAUUCAUUCGAUGCCGUUCUAUCUUCAUUAUCUAUCCAUUGGAUCAAUGACCUACCGGCGCUCCUGGAACAAGUGAACAAGAUUCUAAAGCCAGAUAGCCCAUUCAUUGCCGCGAUGUUCGGCGGAGACACCCUGUUCGAGCUGCGGGGAUCCCUCCAGUUGGCUGAUAUGGAACGUCGUGGAGGUGUCAGCCCGCACAUCUCUCCGCUUGUAGAUGUGCGAGACGUUGGGAAUCUGUUGAACCGCGCGGGUUUCAAGAUGCUGACUGUCGAUGUCGAGGACAUCGUGGUGGAGUUCCCGGACAGCUUUGCUCUGAUGCAAGAUCUGCAGGCUAUGGGGGAGAGCAACGCCAUCCUGCAACGUGAAGCCGGGCCCAUGUCGCGAGAUGUCUUGUUGGCCAACGAGGCCAUCUAUAGAGCCAUGUACAAGGAGGAGGAUGCUCGCGGCAUCCCGGCGACAUUCCGGAUGAUUUACAUGAUCGGGUGGACCGAAGGAGCCAACCAGCCUCAGCCCCUGGCGCGCGGUAGCGGCGAGCUCAACAUGAAAGAUCUGUUGGGUGGCGGCGACUUUACGUCGUCGUGA
Molecule: messenger RNA, 1071 nt
Organism: Penicillium oxalicum
Lineage: Eukaryota; Fungi; Ascomycota; Eurotiomycetes; Eurotiales; Aspergillaceae
Exons: 2
Coding region: 1-1071 (356 amino acids)
Biological process (GO): mitochondrial respiratory chain complex I assembly
Cellular component (GO): mitochondrion
Molecular function (GO): S-adenosylmethionine-dependent methyltransferase activity
Source: RefSeq, a predicted model, not a curated record